GAAAGUAUGGUACUGGGUCAUAUGUACUGUGCCAGAUCAGUGACUGACACUAUCCCGGAUCAGCAAUGCACACUGUCGCGGCGAUCGGACGGAGAGCGAGUGCCGGUCUUCCGAGAGCCGCUCGGGUCGCUGUGUUAACAGCUGCAGUCUGGCUGCCGGGAAAUCACAUGGCCCAGGGGGAGGUUGCGAAAUAAAUUCGGUGCCAAGACAGAAGUACAUGCGUUUUACGCUCAGUCCAGGUAUUGCCUGCAGCCGCUGAGCCAUGUGCACUGACAUUUGUGAUGUGAUCUUUCCCUGAGAAGGCACGUUGUCGAAUCCCCGGAGUUACUGCCAACAUCUGCUCCCUAUGAAGAAACAAGCGGCUCCCUGCAAACUCGAGGUAAGAUAAAGGAGGAUCUAAAUAAAACGAAGCAACUAGGGAGCAAAUUGGUGUUGUGUGAAAUCUGGUUCGCAGGUUCGAUGAGUAGGGACAGAAGACACUCACUACCGGCACUCUUCUUCAUGUGUCUUGUGCUUCUGCCGCAUAUUAAUGCAUCAGGUUCAGAACCAUGGAGAGAGUUCAUCAACAACAUAAUAGGAGUGGCAGGGGUCUGUCGGGAAAAGAUCGAUAAACUGACUAGUAGUCUGCUUCCAAGUGUGGUGCAAUAUGAAGUUUUAUCAGAUACAGAUGUUGAAAAUCUGACCGUGUGCUGCUUUAUCAACAUCACUGCUCAACAGCUGUCCUACACGUUCGGCAACCUAUCGAAAAACUUUAAAGAUGAUUUUAUGCUUGCCAGGAAUAUAUCACAGUGGCUAUCAAAAAUUUGCUGUGGGAAGGAUCCUGUAGUCCAGUGUAAUCGAACAUGUUUGAGACCACCACCAAGGAUUGUGACAGGGUGUACAAAUAACCUCUUUGAAUAUGCUAAGACUAUCCUGCAUCUAUAUGAAGAUUUAACAAAGCGAGAUAAUUCCAGCGUUCAAGACUCAUACAUUCUCAGCUCCCUGAGAAAUCACAGCACUUCCACUGAUUUGAAUUCUUGUGUGAUUAAUCUUUAUGACGGAUUGCCCUCCAACAAUUUGCUCACAAGCUUAUGCUCUCAGUAUUUGUCUACUGCGAGCCCACCACCACAGACCUCCAUUUCCACGGUGCCUACCACACAGACUGCAAAGAACGAAGAGCUUAGCACCAGCAUAAAAGGCACAACCGCUCCAGCCAGUCUGGUGACAGAAAUCAGGCAUCAGAGGCCUAGCAUCACCGAGGAAGUGUCAACAGCUGAGACAACUCAUCAGGAUGUCACUUUGUCGCAAACAGCAACUAGCUGGGGUAGACCUUCAUCUAACACACAGCCUCUGUCCCACUCUACUGUUCUCUACUCACAGACUACAAUUGUAGCUGAUGGCGAAGCAGGAAAAGUUAUAUUCAAGGUGGAUGCAAAGAACAGCAAGAACAACACAAAUGUAUUGUUUAUAACCGCUGUUCCGUUGACAGUGAUUAUCUUGGUUAUUGUGUUCUUCUACACAUGCAAUAAAAUAAGGGCACAGAGGAGGACCUACCGAACAUGGUCCUCUCAAGAUUCUGCAGUACAUAUCAGCAAUAGCUGUACAGACGAACCCUUUAAUGAUCUGUAAAGGAGUAGAAGAGAGGUUUGGUGGAAUUCGGGAGGUUUUGGCUUCUGUGAAGCAGAAAGAGUUUGCAUUCUUACCAUUUUAUUGAUGGGUCUGGAUCAUGUCAUGGACUUUCCCAGCAAAAUUAGCUGCCCGAGCUCCUUACGAGUCUCUGGCUCCGGACUACAGCUCACCACGUUUCUACCCAAACUAAUGUGAAGCCAAACAACGAAUGCCGGACUCCUGCCACAUACAAAAGGCACUUCUUUAUAGUUCAAUAUCUACAACUGGGAAGCAUGAAGCGGUCUUUUCUUUCUACAAGGCUACCUGGCUAAAUCUUUGCACCCUUCGCCUGUUGUUCUGAGCUAACGGAACAGAAAGUGUCUGCUUUUGAAAAUAGCUGAACUGGAUUGUGUUUGUAAAAGGGGGGGGGGAUAAUGGAUAAGAAAUUAUUUUUAUAUUAAAAAAUAGGUUUUGUAUAUAAAAUAGAUAGUAACUGAUAUUACUGAUUCUACAUACCAGAAUACCAGAGUUGCCAUAGUGAUAAUAAUCUCACUUGACCAAGUCAGUAGUUAAUGAGUAACCCUUGGUAAUGUAUCGCCAUUGAGCUCUCUCAGAGCAAUCUUACUGUUAUUUCACUAAUUAUCCAUCACCUGCUCAUUACUAACUAACAGGAUACCCGGUUUCCCGGUACACUAGUACCGAUUCAAGUAAAGCAAGCCAUUCAGAAGCCUAGCAGAAUGUAAUCGCUUAUUGCCAAUGGAAUGAAACGCAGGAGGUUAUGCCUCUGUCAUGUGUGCUCUCACACAUAUUUUGUCGUUAGCUACCAACACACCCAAGGGUGUGCUGAGGGCAGCCUGCAAGUGUCAACACACAUUCUGGCACCAACAUUUCAUGGCCACUGUGUUCAGCAGGGCAGCGCACAGGAAAUCAGAACAUACCAGGCGACAAUCAUAACAAAACAAGCCCCGUUCCUUCUGCCCACCCAAACUCAAACAGGGUCCUCUCAACUGAGGGCAGCCGUCUUCUUCGUCCUCCAGCAGAUACCGAGCCUUCGGCUUCCCCAGUAGAUCAUCAAGAGAUUUGCAGAUUCAGGGCUCCACCCAACAAGCCUCACCUUCUGGACUCUCGAUCGAUAUUCGGGCUUCAAUCUGGACUUCCAGUCAACCUUCGGGUUUCGGUAUUGACCCAGGACUCACUGGAAACGCUAAAUAAGGACCCAAACUUCAGUCAAUAAAUCAGAUAUGAUCAAAUGGCAGAAUAGAUGGGCUAGAUGGCCUAAGUUUGCUCCGACACAUUAUGGUCUUGUGAUGAAACCUUCCCUCUCCCAAUUUUUAACCACAUCCCAACCCAUUAUAAACUAGAACUAUAUUGCCCUUCCUUCCUUCAUUGUAAUUCCUGGAACUCCCUGCCCAAUUGCAUGGAUAGAGGACCUUCGCUGCAAAUGCUACAACUGUACUAGAUGAUGACCAACUUCUCGUGGACAAGGAGGGAUGGAUAUAAUUGUCAGUGUGUCUGCCAAAAAGAGAAUAAAAUGGGUUUUACCCAUUCCCUAUAACUUUCUUUUCCAGCUAUUGUAAGAUAACAGCAAGUGAGUUGGGUUGUUGCCAAAGGGGAUAUGGGAAGUUGUUACAGUCGCCUCUGGGAUAAUGGAGAGUUAGUGCAUCCACGUACAAGGUAGAAAUGCAGAUAAUACUGUAGAGAGUUUCCUUGUAUACACACUGGACAACAAAUUUUUUGAAAGUGUUGCUUCGUCAUAAUUUUUUUCCUUAUGAGAGACUGCUUGAAGCUGAACACAUAUUAUUUCAGACUACUUCUAUCAGGUAGGCAUUUGUAGAAGUGAAUGAAAUUUUAUUGAAUAUAAUGCGUUCAAUUGCAUAAUGCUGCUGAUGCUUUGUGAUAGUUCAACUAAGCUAAAAGUGUUUUAUUGAGUUAGUGUUAGUGUCUGAGGCUUCUAGUUUAAGUGUCCAACAAUAAUCAGCCAGCAUUGAUGGAUUCCAGUUGCCCCAAUAACAUUUCUGCAUGACCACAAUGGCCUAGUGAAACCUUUCACUGUGCUCGUCACUGACAGCGCCAAGAUUUGCAGGGGAGAAGUCUAAAUGGAAAUGCAGAAGAUCAGUCUUUAGUGACAUAUUGCACUUAAUGGUUUUGUAUACUUGAACCAUGUUGUCAACCAGCUGCAUCAAGUUUGGUGCUCUGUAGCUGCCAAUAAAACUUUCAGCAACAUCCUCAAAAACCUUGUAUGUGAUUUUCUUCUGACCCACUUGAAGUUCCUCGAAUUGCCUGACACUUAUGACCUAGUUGAUUUGUGGAUCACCAUAAAUGCUUUAAUUAAUCUUAGCAUCGGUUAUUCAGACUUGAAUUAUGAAUUAAAUAACAAAUAUAGGUGAUUUUUUUAAAAUGGUACAUGAGGGAGGCUACAGAAUGUCUUGGACAGAUUAGGAGAAUGGCCAAAGUAAUGGCAGAUGGAAUAUGGUCUUGGGAAGUGUAUGGUCAUGCACAUUGGUAGAAGAAAUGGAAAGGUUGGCUAUUUUCUAAAUGGAGAGAAAAUACAAAAAACGAAGGUGCAAAGAGACUUGGGGAGUCCUUGUGCAGGAUUCCCUGAAGGUUAAUUUUCAGGUUGAGUCUGUGGUGAGGAAGGCAAAAACAAUGUUAGCAUUCAUUUCAAGAGGACUAGAACAUGAAAGCAAGGAUACAAUUCUGAAACUUUAUAAAACACUGGUGAGGCCUCACUUGGAGUAUUGUGAGCAGGUUUGGACCCCUUAUCUCAGAAUGAAUGUGCUGAAACUGGAGAGGGUUCAACGGAAGUUCACGAAAAUGACUCCAGGAUUGGAUGGCUUGUCAUUUGAAGAGCGCUUGAAGGCUCUGGGCCUGUAUUCACUGGAAUUCAGAAGAAUGAGGGGUGACCUCAAUGAAACCUAUCAAAUGGUGAAAGGCCUUGACAGAGUGGAUGUGGAGAGGAAGUGUCCUCGGUGUGAGAAUCUAAUAACAGAGGACACAGUCCCAGAAUAGAGGUGCGUCCUUUUAGUGUGGAGAUGAGGAGGACUUUCUUUAGAAUGGUGAAUCUGUAAUUCUUUGCCAUGGGCUGCUGUGGAGGCCAGGUCUUUAUCUAUAUUUAAGGCAGAGGUUGAGAGAUCGGUCAGGGAAUUAACCUAUAUUGGGAGAAGACAGGAUUUUGGUGCUGAGAGGAAAAUUGAAUCAGCCAUGAUGAAAUGGCAGAGCAGACUCGAUCGGUCAAACAACCUAAUUCUGCUCCUAUAUCUUAUGGCCUAUGGUGAUAGGGAAAUUUCAUUGUGAUUUUCAUGAUCAGCAACCAAAAACCCAUAAGGUACACCAAAAAGUAUUCAGGAAGCAAAAUAUUUGUUGUUCAGUGUUACUAAAAUAAAAGUUAGAUGUUUGGAUUCAAUGCACCCCAACACAAUGGAGUGGCUGCAUUCCUAGAAAAACACUGGUAUCACAAUACUCCAAAAGAGGAAUCCUUAACAAAAACUCGCAUUCUUCCCAUUUGCUUUCCUCUUUGUGUUGCUGUCAUGUCAUUUCCUUAGUUUACUGUACAAUACAGAAGCAGGUCCUUCAGUCUAACUCAUCCACGACGACAGAGGAGCCCACCUGAGGUUGUCCCAUUUGGUCCAUUAUGUCUCUGAGCCUUAAUGCACAGUGCUUCCCAAUGGGUCCUGUCCAGAACAUUAGUAAUUAUUGUACGGUGAGCUUAGAAUGGUAUGGUGGCAAUUGCAGAAUGUGCGGUGACAUUUGUGGGCUGCCCCAAAACAUCUGUAGGUGUGUUGGUUGUUAAUGCCAGCACUGCAUUUCAUUGUAGAGGUGACGAAUCUGAAUCCGACAACAAGGUUAGAGAGCUGGGUGAAGCUGGUGCUCCACAUGCUGGAGAUGGGGACGCAAACGUGACUGUUCACAUUUUGUAUGCAUUUCUGGUCACACCCACUACAGGAAGGACACUGGAGACAGUACAGAAGUAGCUCGCCAGGAUACUGCAUAAGUUAAAGGGCAUGAGUCAUAAGAAAAGUUUGAAGAAUGCAAUAUUGCCUUCUAUGGAAGUCAAAGGCUGAGGAGAGACCUGACACAAGUUCAUAAAAUUAUGAAAGGCAUGAUCAGAUAGACAACUGCUAUAACUUCCCCAGGGUAGAAAAGUCAGAUAACAGAGGAGUGUUUUUUUUUAAUUCUGUACCUCAUAUCUUUAGUGAUGGCUUGUAAAUUCAGAGAAGGCAGCUAAAGGGAGGAAUAAAGGUUGACUGCCAGUGACUAGGAGUAGAUUUUAGAUUUUAAUGAUCUUCAGAAACAUUUUCUAUCAGGAGUUCCAGAGCACGAGAGACAGUAUAGCCUACUGGUCUCUCAUUUCUUAUGUGAAAUACAUCUACCCUUGGCUAUGAGUUGACUUAUUUUCUUCAGCUUCUCAAGCAUGCCAAAUAUUUUUCAAUGGCCAAAGUAUGACGUGUCUAUUUACAGGAUUCUGUAAUGUUAUUUACAGCGCAGUAUAACUCCAUAAAAUGCAGUACUGUGUAAAUAGAUAAUCUUAACUAAGCCUAAAGAACUUUAACAUUUCAAUAUACUCUUGCUGCAAGAUAACACAGCGUACUAUUACUGUAAUGAGUGCAUUGCGGCUGUAUUCUUCUUGUAAGUGGCGUCCUUUUACUGUACAGCGUUCCUGGAGAGGUUCCAGAGGUUAUCCAGUGGCUUUUAAGUGCAGAGCAUUGCAAUUAAUAAUAUAAGCCUUUGAAACAUCACAUGCUUAACCUGCAAGCUGAUAAUAUCUGAGAUUUACAGUGUGUAACUGCAUCUGUUAUCAUGCACAAAUUGUAUAUAAAACACCACCCUGGUCUCAAUUGCUCUGACAGGUUUAAACUCGAUAAGAGAUUACAGGAUAAUUUCUGCCUGAAUCAUAGGCAGCAGUGACAGUAAGGUUGGUGAAAGAAUUCAGAUCCUCGGGUACGUUGAUUGUUAAUGCAAACGAAGCAUUUCACUCUAUGUUUUGAUGUAAACGUGACAAAUAAACCUGAAUCUU
Hypanus sabinus (Atlantic stingray) is the source of this 6601-nucleotide messenger RNA. RefSeq lists its product as uncharacterized. The transcript has 10 exons. NCBI's taxonomy places the organism in Eukaryota, Metazoa, Chordata, Chondrichthyes, Myliobatiformes, Dasyatidae. The record is from RefSeq and is a predicted model, not a curated record. Bases 460 to 1608 code for a protein of 382 amino acids.